This is a messenger RNA of Fraxinus pennsylvanica, 3666 nucleotides long. The record is from the annotation of a GenBank genome assembly. Lineage: Eukaryota; Viridiplantae; Streptophyta; Magnoliopsida; Lamiales; Oleaceae.
AUGGGUAAUAAAAGUGAGAUUAUAGAGAAUAAUAAUAAGAAGGAAAAUGGUUCUUUUCGAUCAAUUUUUAUGCAUGCAGAUAGUUACGACGCCGUGUUGAUGAGUUUUGGGAUCUUGGGAGCCAUUGGCGAUGGAAUUUCCAUGCCAGCUAUGCUUUUAAUAACCAGCAAACUCAUGAACAGUUUUGGCGGUGCAAACAAUUCCAUUACACAAAAUUUCACUGAUAACAUCAACAAGAAUGCAGUGGUUUUGUGCUAUAUGGCAUGUGGACAGUGGCUUGCUUGUUUUCUUGAGGGAUAUUGCUGGACAAGAACAGGAGAAAGGCAAGCUUCAAAAUUAAGAACAAGAUAUUUAAAAGCAGUCAUGAGACAAGAUGUAGGAUAUUUUGAUUUGCAUGUUACCAGCACUGCUGAGAUUAUUACAAGUGUCUCUAGCGAUAGUCUUGUCAUUCAAGAUGUCAUUAGUGAAAAGGUACCAGUGUUUGUGAUGAACUUAUCAACUUUCUUUGGUUCCUACAUAGUGGGAUUCAUAUUACUUUGGAGGCUAGCCAUAGUAGGAUUUCCCUUUAUCGUACUUCUCAUCAUCCCAGGUUUAAUGUACGGAAGGGCUCUUAUGAGCAUUGCGAGAAAGAUCAGGGAAGAGUACAGUAAAGCUGAUACGGUAGUGGAACAGGCAAUUUCUUCAGUUCGGACAGUUUAUUCUUUUGUUGGAGAAAGCAAAAUAAUUACAAAAUACUCUGCUGCUCUUCAAGGGACUGUUGAAUUGGGAUUAAAACAGGGUUUGGCUAAAGGAUUAGCCAUUGGAAGUAAUGGUGUGGUUUUUGCAAUUUGGUCCUUCAUGUCUUAUUAUGGGAGCAGAUUGGUCAUGUACCAUGGGGCUCAGGGCGGCACUAUUUUUGCAGUCGGCGCCGCCAUCGCCAUCGGCGGAUUAGCAUUGGGUGCUGGAUUAUCAAACCUGAAGUUCUUCUCCGAAGCAAGUGCAGCUGGGGAAGUCGAAUUCAAACACGUUGAGUUUGCAUACCCCUCAAGGCCCGAAAGCACAAUUUUGAAAGAUUUCAAUCUGAAAAUUCCAGCAGGAAAAACAGUAGCAUUGGUUGGAGGAAGUGGGUCUGGAAAAUCAACGGUAGUUGCCCUUUUGCAGAGAUUUUAUGAUCCUUUAGGAGGUGAAAUUUUGCUUGAUGGUGUCGAAAUUGAUAAAUUGCAAUUGAAAUGGCUGAGAUCACAAAUGGGUUUGGUGAGUCAGGAGCCGGCACUGUUUGCCACUUCUAUAAAAGAGAAUAUACUUUUUGGGAAAGAGGAUGCAUCCAUGGAAGAGGUUAUUGAAGCUGCGAAAGCUUCAAAUGCUCAUAAUUUUAUUUCCCAGUUGCCUCAAGGUUAUGACACACAGGUGGGUGAGAGAGGAGUACAGAUGUCUGGGGGGCAAAAGCAGAGAAUAGCAAUAGCUAGAGCUGUAAUUAAAGCACCAAAAAUUCUCCUGCUUGAUGAGGCCACCAGUGCAUUGGACUCAGAAUCAGAACGAGUGGUCCAAGAAGCACUGGAUAUGGCAGCCAUGGGUCGGACAACCAUCAUCAUAGCCCACCGCCUCUCAACUAUCCGAAAUGCUGACCUCAUUGCAGUGGUGCAAAAUGGUCAGGUCAUGGAGAUGGGCUCACAUGAUGAGCUUAUUGAAGAUGAACAUGGCUUAUACACUUCUCUUGUCCGCCUUCAACAGACUCAGAAAAGCGAAUAUACAAGUGCUAAUAGUAUUAUUGCAUCGGCAUCCAUUGCUAACACUGAUAUUUACAACACGAGCAGUCGAAGAUUAUCAAUUAUGAGUCGGUCCAGUUCAGCUAACUCUGCUGCACCAAGUCGAGGAUUGGAAAUGACAACAGUUUCCAGUGAUCAAGUCGUUGCAGUACCUUCAUUUAAAAGACUACUAGCAAUGAACUUGCCUGAAUGGAGGCAAGCAAUAAUGGGGUGCACAGGUGCAAUAUUAUUUGGUGCAGUUCAGCCAGUGUAUGCAUUUGCAAUGGGAUCGAUGAUCUCUGUGUAUUUCCUACCGGAUCAUAGUGUUAUUAAGGAGAGAACAACAAUAUAUGCCUUGUGUUUUGUUGGGCUAGCUAUUUUCUCACUUUUGAUCAAUAUAUGCCAGCAUUAUAAUUUUGCAGCCAUGGGGGAGCACUUGACAAAGAGAAUCAGAGAGAGAAUGCUGUCAAAAAUGCUCACUUUUGAAAUUGGGUGGUUUGAUCAGGAUGAGAAUGCAACUGGUGCUAUUUGCUCGAGACUGGCCAAAGAUGCCAACGUGGUAAGGUCUUUGGUGGGUGAUCGGAUGGCACUACUCAUCCAAACUUUCUCAGCUGUGACAAUUGCUUGCACCAUGGGUCUGGUUAUUGCAUGGAAGCUCGCAUUGGUAAUGAUAGCCGUGCAACCACUUAUCAUAAUUAGUUACUAUUGCAAGCGUGUCCUCCUGAAAAACAUGUCCAGAAAGGCCAUUAAAGCCCAAGAUGAAAGUAGCAAACUUGCAGCAGAAGCUGUAUCCAAUCUCAGAACUGUGACAGCCUUCUCAUCCCAAGCCCGUAUUCUUGAGAUGCUCGAGAAAGCCCAAGAAGGCCCCCAAAAGGAAAGUAUUCGCCAGUCAUGGUUUGCUGGUAUUGGACUGGGUACCUCCCAGAGCCUAAUGACUUGCACUUGGGCUUUAGAUUUUUGGUAUGGUGGCAAACUUAUUGCAGAAGGCUUCAUUGGAGCAGAAGCAUUAUUCCAAACUUUCAUGAUUUUGGUGAGCACUGGCCGUGUCAUUGCCGAUGCUGGGACUAUGACAAACGAUCUAGCUAAAGGUUCGGAUGCAGUUGGAUCAGUAUUUGCUGUGUUGGAUCGAUAUUCAUUAAUCGAACCUGAAGAUCCGGAAGGCUACAAACCUAAUAAGUUAACUGGCCGUGUCGAACUGCAUGGUGUUGAUUUUGCCUACCCUGCCCGGCCUGAUGUGAUGGUCUUCAUAGGGUUUUCGAUUAACAUGGAGGCAGGAAAAUCGACUGCAUUAGUAGGACAAAGUGGGUCAGGAAAAUCAACUAUUAUAGGCUUGAUAGAAAGAUUUUACGAUCCACUUAAAGGUGUCGUGAAGAUUGAUGGGCGAGAUAUCAGGUCAUAUCACUUAAGAUCGCUAAGGAAGCACAUUGCACUUGUUAGCCAAGAGCCAACAUUAUUUGCUGGUACCAUACGUCAAAAUAUUACCUAUGGUGCAUCCGAAGAUAUUGAUGAAUCAGAAGUCAUUGAGGCAGCUAAGGCAGCAAAUGCUCAUGACUUCAUUGCUGGCCUGAAGGAUGGAUAUGACACGUGGUGUGGUGACAGAGGGCUGCAGCUAUCUGGCGGCCAGAAGCAAAGAAUCGCAAUAGCCCGUGCCAUCUUGAAAGAUCCAGCUAUUUUGUUAUUAGAUGAGGCGACCAGUGCCCUCGACAGUCAGUCGGAGAAAGUGGUGCAAGAUGCACUUGUGCGUGUGAUGGUUGGAAGGACUAGCGUAGUUGUGGCACACAGGCUAAGUACCAUACAGAAUUGCGACGUGAUUGCUGUUUUAGAUAAAGGAAAGGUAGUUGAAAAGGGGAACCACUCUUCCUUAUUGGCUAAAGGGCCAACUGGAGCAUAUUAUUCACUAGUUAGUCUUCAAAGAACGCCCAACAACUCGGAAAUCAACUAA